AUGCAGGCCCCCGGUGGCGCCUUUGAAACGCCGGCUCCAGUGGCCGUGGUGUACAUUUGCGGCGACUGCGGGGCAGAAAACACCAUCAGAGCAGUGGAUGUCAUUCGGUGUCGUGAGUGCGGGUACCGGAUUCUGUACAAGAAGCGGACAAAGCGUGUCGUCCAGUACGAAGCUCGG
Molecule: messenger RNA, 177 nt
Organism: Auxenochlorella protothecoides
Lineage: Eukaryota; Viridiplantae; Chlorophyta; Trebouxiophyceae; Chlorellales; Chlorellaceae
Product: DNA-directed RNA polymerases I, II, and III subunit RPABC4
Exons: 1
Biological process (GO): DNA-templated transcription
Cellular component (GO): RNA polymerase III complex; RNA polymerase I complex; RNA polymerase II, core complex
Molecular function (GO): DNA binding; DNA-directed RNA polymerase activity; zinc ion binding
Source: RefSeq, a predicted model, not a curated record